This is a messenger RNA of Meloidogyne enterolobii, 447 nucleotides long. NCBI's taxonomy places the organism in Eukaryota, Metazoa, Nematoda, Chromadorea, Rhabditida, Meloidogynidae. The record is from the annotation of a GenBank genome assembly.
UGGUAUAAAAGACCUCGAUUUGUGUAAUCUUUAACCAAAAUGUUUAUCAUAAUAUUAUUCUUAUUAUUUUCCCUUGCUUCCUCUUCAAAUUUAUCUCUAGUAAAUGAUCCCAGAUGGCAAGAUAUGUGGAAACAAGAGCCCUGUAGAUGUCCAAAAUAUUUAUUGAAUCUACCUUUUAACGUUACAGGACCUAUACCAGGAAGGUGUGAGUGUCCAAUACAUUUAUUAAAAUCAUCCAGAGCGAAUGCUGAAGACUUUGAAUUUUAUAGAUUAACACCGUUUCGCCGCUAUGGUAUAAAAAGAUACAACGAUAGUUUACAAAUAAAUGAAUUGAACGAAAAUAUUACUAUUGCAACAAUCCCUCAUGUAGUAAAUUACUCUACCAGUUUUAAUUAUCUAAUAUAUUCAAAAUGGUGGUUUAUACCGUAUUUGUUCACUUUUACAUAA